ACCGCGAUACCACCGAUAACAACGGCACCGAAGAGAAGCAACAGCCGUAGAGUAAAAAAAACAUGCCAGAUCUAGUUUAAGCCACUCCAGACAGCGGCGGUGCGCGGCGCUAAACGGCAAGCAAGCAGAAACUGGAAUUGAAAUUCUGGGCGAACCGAGAGCCACGAUUCAUACAUAUGUGUGUCUGCUUUUUCGCCAGCGAAACGGAGUUAAAUGAUUGAGUAGCGGAUAACAACGGACACCCAGAUCCGCGGAGCCACGUUUGCGUGGAGCUCAACCCAGUGCUAACUACCUCAGAAGGCCAGAAGCAAAGCCUACUCUAAGCCAACAUGCUGCCUCGGUUCCGUUCCUUCUACGGCAAGCUGAUCAUCUUCAUCCUGGUCGCCCUGUGCUUCAUCCUCUACAGCAAGGUGCAGCAGAAUGGCGCUCCCGAGGAGCAGGUGGCUCCACCGGUCCGGGCGGCCGCUUUGCGUGGCCAUGGACGCGAGCGCUUCGAGGCGGACAGCGACAGCGAGAACGAGAUCGCCAGGCCAGCCACCCAGUCGCCCUACGAGCAGAUCAUCCAGCUGGACCUCCAGAAACAGAGGGUUGGACUGGGCGAACAGGGCGUGGCAGUGCAUCUUUCGGGCGCCGCCAAGGAGCGCGGCGAUGCCAUCUACAAGAAGAUCGCCCUCAACGAGGAGCUCAGCGAACAGCUGUCCUAUAAUCGCAGUGUCGGCGACCACCGGAAUCCCCUGUGCGCCAAGCAGCGCUACGAUGACGCCUCCCUGCCCACCGCCAGUGUGAUCAUCAUCUUCUUCAACGAACCCUACUCCGUGCUGCUGAGGACAGUGCACAGCACGCUGAGCACCUGCAACGCGAAGGCGCUCAAGGAGAUCAUCCUGGUGGACGACGGCAGCGACAACGUGGAGCUGGGCGCCAAGCUGGACUACUAUGUUCGCACGCGGAUUCCCGCCGGCAAGGUCACCAUCCUGCGGCUCAAGAACCGAUUGGGUCUGAUUCGUGCCCGAUUGGCCGGCGCUCGAAUCGCCACGGGGGAUGUGCUCAUCUUCCUGGACGCCCAUUGCGAGGGCAAUAUUGGCUGGUGUGAGCCUCUCCUGCAGCGGAUCAAGGAGUCCCGGACAAGCGUCCUGGUGCCCAUCAUCGAUGUCAUCGAUGCCAACGACUUCCAGUACAGCACCAAUGGCUACAAGUCCUUCCAGGUGGGCGGAUUCCAGUGGAACGGCCACUUCGACUGGAUCAAUCUGCCGGAGCGGGAGAAGCAGCGCCAGCGACGCGAGUGCAAGCAGGAGCGGGAGAUCUGUCCGGCUUACAGUCCCACCAUGGCCGGUGGUCUGUUCGCCAUGGAUCGACGCUACUUCUGGGAGGUGGGCAGCUACGACGAGCAGAUGGACGGCUGGGGUGGCGAGAACCUGGAGAUGUCGUUCCGCAUCUGGCAGUGCGGCGGCACCAUCGAGACGAUUCCCUGCUCCCGCGUGGGACACAUAUUCCGGGACUUCCAUCCUUACAAAUUCCCCAACGAUCGCGACACACACGGCAUCAAUACCGCGCGCAUGGCGCUGGUGUGGAUGGAUGAGUACAUCAACAUAUUCUUCCUCAACCGGCCGGACCUGAAGUUCCACGCGGACAUCGGCGAUGUGACCCACCGCGUGAUGCUGCGUAAGAAGCUCCGCUGCAAGAGCUUCGAGUGGUACCUGAAGAACAUCUAUCCGGAGAAAUUUGUGCCCACAAAGGACGUGCAGGGCUGGGGCAAGGUGCACGCCGUCAACUCCAACAUCUGCCUGGACGAUCUGCUGCAGAACAACGAGAAGCCCUACAACGCGGGCCUGUAUCCCUGCGGCAAGGCGAUGCAAAAGUCGCAGUUGUUCUCCUUCACCAACACGCAAGUGCUGCGCAACGAGCUGAGCUGUGCGACGGUGCAGCACAGCGAGUCACCACCGUACCGGGUGGUGAUGGUGCCCUGCAUGGAGAACGACGAGUUCAACGAGCAGUGGCGGUACGAGCGCCAGCACAUCAUCCACAGCAACACGGGCCUGUGCCUGGAUCACAAGGGCCUCAAGAGCCUGGACGACGCACAGGUGGCGCCUUGCGAUCCCACCAGCGAGUCCCAACGAUGGACCAUCGAGCACUGAGCGGAUUGGGCGGAGCGGGGGAAUGGGAUGGGGACCAAACCAACUGAGAGAUACUGACUAACGCCGACUGAACGGAACUCGAAUUCAAGUUAGAACAACUCAUUGUAAAUACAUAAAUCGAAUGCUAGAAUUAUAUAUUUUGUGUACACUAACCGUGUAUAAUAAGACGAGUCGGGGUAGCUAGUGCAAAUCAAAUCAAAUGGAAUCAAAUCAAAAGAAGAGAAAACAAACCCAGCAAAUCAAACGCAAACGAGUCAUUUGGAAAGCUAAUAACAAUUAACUGUGUGUUGUGUACUUUGUGUGUAUAAAUAUAAAUAGAGAAAGCUGUAAGGAUAGAAUGUCGGA
Molecule: messenger RNA, 2477 nt
Organism: Drosophila subpulchrella
Lineage: Eukaryota; Metazoa; Arthropoda; Insecta; Diptera; Drosophilidae
Gene: Pgant1
Product: polypeptide N-acetylgalactosaminyltransferase 1
Exons: 4
Coding region: 330-2132 (600 amino acids)
Cellular component (GO): Golgi apparatus
Source: RefSeq, a predicted model, not a curated record